CUGCAUGGGCUAAUUCUCUCUAGCUUGUGGUAUUGUAUAGUUUUCCCUGUUGUUAACGUGGGCCACCUUGAUCCUCCACCUCUGUGUUGAAACAAAAGACACUUUUUUUAAAACCAGAGGCUCAGCUGUGCGCCCCUCACCCCUGCACCUUUAAGGCAAUGGAGAGCGAGAGAGUCGGCUGCGGAGUAGGAGGCGAGGGUUUAUUCCACAGUGCUCUGAGGCAGGGCAGCUUUUAAGCGCAUGGACCAGUGUGCGCAGUUUGUGUGUGCGGCUGCGGGGGGAAGAUGCGUGUGCUUGUUGCUCGCCGGACGGAGAGAGGCGGCGAAGAGAGAAUGAGUUUCCAGCGCAGCUAACAAUCAAAUCCAACUUUACGCAUUUUAUUCAUUUACCUGAGAGGACAUGUGUGUCUGUUUUCAGUGAAUUUAUUUAUUUCAUUUAUUGAUUAUUUUUCCGAUUUUGGAACCUUUUGGGUUUUUUUUUUGCUUUAAAUUGUGGAGUUGGGUGUGCGCACAGGUAGUUUGUCCUAUGCUUCUCCAGCCUCUGACUCAGCAGCAGCCGCGGCACAGCUCACCUGGACCGGAGCAUACCGAGUCGAGAUCCCUCAUGUUCCAAGCAGAACAGCGCUCCGACACGGGGGGACGGCUGCGCUGAGGCCCGGCGCGGUGCGGUGCGGUGCGGUGCGGUCAGUCCAAAAAUAAAGAAGCGGAGACGCACAGUUGUGGAUCAUACACUGUCUCCCGUACCAGCAGAAGGAAGAAGCUCAAACCUCCUCCUUUUCAUCUCCUUCUUCCCAACGUGAAGGAUUGAGAGGAAGAGAGGGAGAAAGAGAAACAGAGAGAGGGAGAGAGAGAGAUUUGCAAGCUCCCCUUUCUUUCUUUCUUUCUUUCAUUGCAAUUGACUUGUUGAAGAAAUAAAAGGAAGAAAUAACAAGAGGAAAGAGUGCGGGGAGAGAAGAAGAAAAAGCAUAAGCUUGGAUAUUGAACGGAGCGGGGCAUGUGGAUAUUGGCUCUUAUCUUUUCCCAGUGCAUCUUGAAUGUUUUCUGUGAAGAUCUACGUUCCAGCUUAUAUUUUGUCAAUGCAUCUGUGCAAGAGGUAGUGUUUGCCAGCACCACAGGGACAUUGGUGCCCUGUCCCGCCGUAGGCGUGCCCCCCGUCUCGCUGCGCUGGUACCUGGCCACCAGCGAGGAGAUCUAUGAUGUGCCAGGGAUCCGCCAUGUGCACCCCAAUGGCACCCUUCAGAUAUUCAAUAUCCCCCCUUCCAGCUUUAGCAAACUCAUCCACGACACCACCUACUAUUGCACAGCAGAGAACCCCUCAGGGAGAAUCAGGAGCCAAGAUGUACACAUUAAGGCUGUCCUACGAGAGCCCUACACUGUCCGGGUGGAGGACCAGAAAGCCAUGAGAGGAAAUGUGGCGGUCUUCAAGUGCAUUAUCCCUUCCUCAGUGGAGGCCUACAUCACUGUUGUGUCCUGGGAGAAAGACACAAUGUCAAUCAACGCUGAAAUGUCACGGUUUCUCAUCACAUCCACCGGAGCCCUGUAUAUCCUGGAUGUGCAAAUGGAAGACGGGCUGUACAACUACAGGUGUAUGACACGCCAUCGGUACACAGGAGAGACUCGACAGAGCAAUAGUGCCCGCCUCAUUGUCUCAGACCCCACCAACUCAGCGCCCCACAUCCUGGACAGCUUCGAGCGUCGUGAGGUCAUGGGCUCUCAUCGAGUGGAGUUGCCCUGCAAGGCCUCCGGUCACCCCGCACCCAAAUACCGCUGGCUAAAGGACAACCGGCCGCUGGAGCCCGACCCUCGCUUCAGACAGAGUGUGACAGGCCUGCUGAUAGAGAGAACCCAGCCCGGCGACACAGGGACGUAUGUGUGUGAAGUGUGGAAUGGAUAUGGAAACGCUGAGGUGGCUGGCAUGCUGCUGGUUAUAGAACAGCUGAAGGUUGUGGUGAGCCCGCGAAAGGUGAAAGGCAGCGUUGGGAGCCAGGUGUCACUGUCCUGCAGCGUAACAGGCUCAGAGGAGUACCACUUAUCCUGGUACCGCAACGGAGAGCUCAUCUACCCCAGCAACAGCGUUCGCAUGACGGGCCAAAACAGGGAGAAUCUGGUCAUGGCUGGUAUGGCCAAGAGCGAUGGAGGAGCCUAUCAGUGUUUCGCCAGACACGCCAAGAUGUCCGCCCAGGACUUUGUUCAAGUCAUCCUGGAAGAUGGUACCCCCAAGAUCCUGGCUUCAUUCAGCGAGAAGGUCUACAACAUCAAUGAGUUUGUGUCACUGUCGUGCACGGUGAAGGGCACGCCGGAGCCCCGGGUCUCGUGGACUCUGGAUGACGAACCUGUGAUACGGGACAGCCGUCACCGCAUCUCCCACUACAGCAACACCGAGGGCCAUGCGGUCAGCCACCUGAACAUCAGCCAGACCCAGGUGCCAGACGGAGGGGUGUAUCGCUGCAUCUGCAACAACUCGGCCGGGACCGUUUCCUACCAGGCGCGAAUAAACGUAAGAGGGCCUGCCAGCAUCAGAUCAAUGAAAAACCUCACUGCCAUCGCUGGGCGGGACAUGUACAUCCACUGCCGUGUCAUUGGCUACCCGUACUACUCCAUCAAGUGGUACAAGGACUCCAAUCUGCUGCCCUACAACCACCGGCAGCGGGCCUUUGAGAACAACGGCACCCUGAAGCUGUUUGAUGUGCAGAAGGAUGUGGAUGAAGGAGAAUACACCUGCAACGUGUUGGUGCAGCCGCAGCUCUCCACACACCAGAGCGUCUAUAUUACUGUGAAAGUUCCACCUACCAUCCACCCAUUUGAGUUUCCUCGGUUUUCUAUCGGCCAGCGAGUCUUCAUCCCCUGCGUGGUCAUGUCCGGCGACCAGCCCGUCUUCAUCACCUGGCAGAAGGAUGGUCGGCCAAUCCCGGCCAGCCUGGGUGUCACCAUAGACAACAUAGACUUCACCAGCUCCCUGCGAGUCUCCAACCUUACACUGAUGCACAAUGGGAACUACACCUGCAUUGCACGCAACCAGGCCGCCGCCGUAGAGCACCAGAGCCAGCUCAUUGUCCGAGUUCCUCCCAAAUUUGUGGUGCAACCUAAGGACCAGGAUGGCAUCUAUGGAAAAGCAGUGAUCCUAAACUGCUCUGCUGAAGGAUAUCCUGUUCCUACCAUCCAAUGGGAAUACUCGAAAGGCGCCGGGGUCCCUCAGUUCAGAUCCAUUGCCCUGAACUCAGGCUUUCGCAUUGAAGUGCUGGUCAACGGCUCUCUGUUCAUCAAGCAUGUUCUGGAAGAAGACAGCGGCUUCUACCUGUGUAGAGUCAGCAACGACGUUGGAGCUGAUGUCAGCAAGUCCAUGUAUCUCAAUGUCAAAAUCCCUGCCAUGAUCACAUCGUACCCCAACACCACGCUGGCCACUCAGGGUGAAGAGAAGAAGAUGAGCUGCACGGCCCACGGAGAGAAACCCAUCAUGGUGCGCUGGGAGAAGGAGGAACGCAUCAUCAACCCAGAGACCAGCCGCUACGUGGUUUCUGUCAAGGAGGUGGGCGAUGAAGUCAUCUCCACCCUGCAGAUCAUGCCCACAGUGAGGGAGGACUCUGGCUUCUUCUCUUGUCAUGCCAUCAACUCGUUUGGAGAAGACAGAGGAAUCAUUCAGCUCACAGUGCAAGAGCCCCCGGACCCCCCAGAGGUGGAGAUCAGAGAGGUGAAGGACAGGACCAUUGCACUGCGCUGGACUAUGGGUUUCGAUGGCAACAGCCCAAUCACAGGCUUCGAUAUUGAGAGCAAGAACAAAUCAGCCUCCUGGGAUACGGCUCAGAAGACCAAAGAUGUCUCACCUCAGCUCAACCAGGCCACCAUCAUCGACCUGCACCCCUCCUCCACCUACAACAUCCGCAUGUUCGCCAAGAACCUGAUCGGCAAGAGCGAGGCCAGCAACGAGCUCACCAUCACCACGGACGAAGCCGCUCCUGACGGACCGCCUCAGGACGUGCAGCUGGAAGCCUUCUCCUCUCAGAGCAUCCGAGUCGCUUGGAGGGCCCCGAAGAGGCACCUGCAGAACGGGGCCAUCAAAGGCUACCAGGUGGGCUACAGGGAGUACAGCUCGGGGGGGAACUACCAGUUCAGUGUGAUCAGCGUGGAGACCACAGGAGACAACGCAGAGAGCCUGGUGCUGGACAACCUGAAGAAGUUCACCCAGUAUGGAGUGGUGGUGCAGGCCAGCAACAGCGCAGGGACGGGCCCCUCCUCCACAGAGGUGGCUGCAACCACGCUGGAAGAUGUGCCCAGUCGCCCUCCAGAGAACGUCCAGGCCCUAGCCUCGUCUCCGGAGGUCAUCUCUCUGUCCUGGCUGACGCCCCCCAAAGACGCUCUGAACGGAAACCUGCUGGGCUUCAGGGUCAUCUACUGGGCCAACCUUCCUGAUGGAGAGCUGGGAGAGAUCAGGAACGUGACCACCUCUAAGCCCUCUCUGGAGCUGGACGGACUGGAGAAGUACACCAACUACAGCAUACAGGUGCUGACCUUCACCAGAGCGGGAGACGGAGUCCGCAGUGAGCAGAUCUACACCCGCACCAAGGAGGACGUUCCCGGGCCUCCGGCGGGGGUGAAGGCAGCAGCUGCUUCUAACUCUGUGGUGUUUGUGUCCUGGCUUCCUCCUCUCAAAGUGAACGGCAUCAUCAGGAAAUACACCGUGUUCUGCUCCAACCCACACCCCACGGUGAGCAGUGAGUUUGAGGCGGCUCCAGAUGUGUUCUUCUACCGCAUCCCCAACCUGAGCAGGAACCGUCAGUACAGCAUCUGGGUGGUGGCCGUCACCGCCGCCGGCCGGGGGAACGCCAGUGACAUCAUCACUGUCAAACCCAUGGCUGAGGCUCCGGCUCGGAUCCUGACCUUCAACAGGACAGUCACCACCCCCUGGAUGAGGGACAUCGUGCUGCCGUGUAAAGCGGUGGGAGAUCCAUCUCCAACCAUCAAGUGGCUGAAGGAGAUCAACGGAACCCCAGCACCUGUUGUGAUUGACAGCCGGCGCAGCGUCCAUGGUAAUGGCAGCCUCGUUAUUCGCACGGUGAAAGCAGAGGAUUCUGGGAACUACACUUGCGUUGCCAGUAACAGCUUCGGUUCAGAAAAGAUCGUCCUCAACCUGCAGGUCCAAGUUCCACCGGACCAGCCUCGCCUCACAGUAACGAAGACAACCACCACGUCAAUAACCCUCUCCUGGAUCCCUGGGGACAACGGAGGCAGCUCCAUCAGAGGCUACAUCCUGCAGUACUCGGAGGAUAACAGCGAGCAGUGGGGGAACUUUCCCAUCAGCCCCAGUGAGCGCUCCUACAGACUGGAGAACCUCAAGUGUGGAACCUGGUACAAGUUCACACUCACUGCCCAGAAUGCAGUGGGGCCAGGGCGCAUCAGUGAGAUCAUUGAAGCAAAGACCCAUGGGAAAGAGCCUCAGUACUCUAAAGAGCAGGAGCUGUUCACCAGCAUCAACGCCACUCGGGUGAAGCUCAACCUGAACGGCUGGAACAACGGUGGCUGCCCCAUCACCUCCUUCACCCUGGAGUACCGACCGAUGGACGCGCCCUCCUGGACCACGGCGCAGCGCACCUCCCUCACCAAGAGCUACAUCCUGUACGACCUGCAGGAGGCCAGCUGGUACGAGCUGCAGAUGAAGGUCUACAACAGCGCCGGAUACGCUGAGAAGAGAGUCAAGUUUUCAACUCUCAGCUACGAUGGCAGUACGAUCGCACCUUUGGUGAAGGCCCCCAACGUAAGUGAGGACCACUCUGGAGGCGGCGAGGGCUUAAAGAUGAUGGUGACUAUUUCCUGUGUGUUGGUGGGCAUCGUUGUAAUCUUCAUCGGGCUGCUGGUGCUGAGGAGGAGGAGGAGGGAGCAGAGGCUGAAGAGGCUCAGAGAUGCUAAAAGUUUGGCUGAGAUGUUAAUGAGUAAAAACACACGUCCAGCAGAGCCAGUCAACAAACAGCAACAGACGCUCCGCAUGCACAUCGACAUCCCCAGAGCCCAGCUGCUGAUCGAGGAGAGAGACACCAUGGAGACUGUUGACGACCGGUCCACUGUGUUACUGACCGAUAACGACUUCGGGGAGACCCAGAAACAGAAGUCCUCCACAGUCACUCACACGGUCCACUAUCAGUCCCUGUCCCAGGCCACCGGCCCCCUGGUGGACGUGUCUGACGCCAGACCAGGAACCAGUAAGUCCAACCCUACGGCCCGCCGCACAGCCAAAGCCGGCCCGGCCGCUCGCAACCGCUACGCCAGCCAGUGGACCCUGAACCGCCCCCACCCCCCGGUCUCCUCCCACACUCUCAGCACUGACUGGAGGCUGCCCACCCCCAGAGUGGCAGGCUCUGUGGACAAGGAGAGUGACAGCUACAGCGUCAGCCCAUCUCAGGACACAGACCGCGCGCGGAGCAGCAUGGUGUCCACAGAGAGCGCGUCCUCCACCUACGAGGAGCUGGCCAGAGCCUACGAGCACGCCAAGAUGGAGGAGCAGCUGCGCCACGCCAAGUUCACCAUCACCGAAUGCUUCAUCUCUGACACUUCCUCAGAGCAGAUGACGACAGGCACCAACGACUACACCGACAGCCUGACCUCCAGCACACCGUCCGAAUCAGGCAUCUGCCGCUUCACUGCCUCCCCGCCCAAGCCUCAGGACGUCAGCCGGGUCAUGAACAUGGCCGCGCCCAAGGCCCACAGACCGGGGGGCGAGCUGGUUCACCUUCCUCCAUACCUGCGCAUGGACUUCCUGUUAAACCGAGGCAUGUCCUGCUCGGGCUCCUCCAGGGGGACAGCGAGCGGGGAGCGGGCGGCCAUGGGUCAGGCCUGUCUGGAGCCCCAGAAAAGCCGUUCUCUGAAGCGGCCCUCUCGCAUGGCGCCCCCGACCCCUACAGAGGCCCCUCAGGCCAGCAGGGACCAGGCGGCCCAGUGGCAGCCUGGCUCCGCAGCCACGCUCCCCCACAGAGAGGGCUCAGAGCUGGCCCAGGCCGCCAAGCUCAGUACCUCCCAGGAGUCCCUGCUGGACUCGCGGGGACAUCUCAAACAGAGCAGCAAUCCCUACGCAAAGUCCUACACGCUGGUAUAACAGCAGGGACCCGAGGGCAGGACUACGACUCGAACACUGGACUUAACACUCAAGUGCAGUAAACUGACCUUCACCACGCAGUUCUGUAUAUACGUCCACCCUCCUCCAAGAAGGGGGGGGGGUCACUUUUACUAAUCUCCUUUUAUUUAUUUUAGAGCUUUCUUUUAUUUCUUUUUUGUAUUUCUUUUUUUUGUUUCACUUGAGAAAAAAUGCACUCAUCGGAAACGACUCCAGCCGGAGUUUUGCCAAACUAAUUGAGGGAGCAUUAUUUAUUCUUGAGUAUUGUUAAUUCUUUAUAAUUAAUCAGUGAUUAUUAAUUGUUAGUUGUCAGCUAUUAAUGAUCAUUAAUUAUCGAUAACCAAAUGAUCUAUUCUUAACAUUAACACACAGUUUCAUAAAAACCCGGACAUCUUUUUUUUUCCUGGAGUGGAAGAUGACGAUUUGGAGUCAUUUUUUUCCUAUGGAAUAUCCUUCUGAAACACUGAACCAAACUCGGGAGAAAUCUUUGAAUGAAAGCAAUUGACACCAGUCCAAACUUUUCAGCUGCUCUCAAAUUGUUACUUUUUUUGAAUAAAAAAAAAAAAAUCUAUUUCCUAUGGAUGCAUGGGGACUGACCAACUAAAAGACAAUGAGGAUUACGAUCGUGGCUGGACGGCCCAGUCAGCAUUUUGUCACACUAUGAAAUGAUCCAAUGUGAAGAUUUAUUAUUCUUAUUACUAUAAAUAUAUAUAUAAAAAGAGAAAUCACUUUUAUUUGUGGAUAUUACAGGGAAUAAUUGAUUUGGUUAAUAAAGUCCUUAGUCAUGUUUGCACAUAUCUCGUUUUAAUUAGGAAAUGGAGUCUCUGUUGAUCUUUCUCUGUGUCCCAUUGUCUGAUGGUGCAAUAUGAAACAAGAUAUGAAAAGUAUAUGAAAACUAUUGCUCUAUACUGUACUGUAAUGAUGAAAAUAACUAUGUUGUGAGUAUACUUACAGGGCCGGACACACUCCAGCUAUGUAUUCAGGUGUAGUUUACCACUGCUUGUUUGGUGGUAAAUGAUGUUAGCUAGAAUAGGGAGGGUUUAGAGAACUAAUGGUUUGCACUUCACAACACCCCGACUCAAGUGUGUCCAGAUAGAUCCCCUUACUCUCAGUGCACUAGGUAGAGUCUUCAUGGCUCUCACUCUCCUCAGUAGAUUUACUGUCGCUGCAUUGCAGUGACGCUCCUCUACAGGGAAAAAAAAAACGUGAGACAAUCCAGCAGAAUCCCCCUUCAAACCAAACCUAUAAUGUCUAUGGGAAAUAUCUGAAAAAAAAGAAGAAAAAAAGUGGAUAUACGUAAAGAAUCUGUUUUUGUUCCUGUCUACCCUGGCCUGUUUCUGUUCUCUCUGUUUCUUUGAGUUAGUCUGAAGGGAGUUUGAUCCAAAAUGCUGUGAGGUCAUUAUGUCAGUUUCUAUGAUGAGUUUCUAUGAUUAACUGUCUUCAUUAUGAUUAUACAUUUUAACGGAAAGAAAAUGUCACUUUUUAUUUUUAACAUGAGUGUUCACCAUGGUGGCACUGAAAUAAAGAGAAACUAACACAAAGUUCAAAUUUGGUUAAUAAAAUGGCUGUUCCCCAAA
Messenger RNA from Gymnodraco acuticeps, 8675 nucleotides. It is a transcript of the gene dscama, whose product is annotated as Down syndrome cell adhesion molecule a. Gene Ontology annotation, molecular function: cell-cell adhesion mediator activity. Lineage: Eukaryota; Metazoa; Chordata; Actinopteri; Perciformes; Bathydraconidae. The record is from RefSeq and is a predicted model, not a curated record. Gene Ontology annotation, cellular component: plasma membrane; axon. The transcript has 33 exons. Bases 994 to 7080 code for a protein of 2028 amino acids. Gene Ontology annotation, biological process: axon guidance; dendrite self-avoidance; homophilic cell-cell adhesion.